AUGUCGACCCCCAACAUCGCUCAAGAUAUGCCUGACUUCUUUGGCCUGCCCUCGAAUGACUUUGGGGAUGAUUUCGAGUUGAGCACUGAACCCACCAUGCUUUCUCCCAAUCAGAUCCCCACUGGCCUCAUGGCUGUCAAGGACUCUGUGGCAGGUGCCCCUUCGGGCACCAUCUCGCCCAAAGACUUGUUCAUGGAUGCAUCGGCACCCCCGUCGACCUCGUUCACUGAUCUCAGCACUCCUUCCUUUGAGUCUCCUGGCUAUUUCAGCCAGGAUACUUCACCCAUGUUCCCCACCGAUCUGGAGCUGGGCCCUGGCUCCGAGGAGUGGGGUCCGCUCUUCCCUGCUCAAGAUGACUUCUCCACGGCCUUCGACUCCACCGCCUUGGAUGUUGCACUCGCUCUCUCCCAGCCGGAGACUAAGCUCCCAAAGGAGGUCUCUGUUCCUCCGUCUCCUGCGGUCCGCGACUCUGCUUCGCCCGCCCCUUCUCCUGCGCCCAGCAAGUCCGGUGUUAAGCACUCCACCGUCGCCGGUGUUGACCCCAGCGACCCUGUCGCCUUGAAGCGUGCUCGCAAUACCGAGGCUGCUCGUAAGUCUCGUGCUCGCAAGCUUGAACGCCAGGAUGAGAUGGAGCGACGCAUCCGUGAGCUCGAGAAGUCUCUGGAAGAAGCUCAGCAGCGUGAACAGUACUGGAAGGCCCUUGCCCAAAACAGGGGUUGA
This is a messenger RNA of Aspergillus novofumigatus IBT 16806, 720 nucleotides long. It is a transcript of the gene cpcA, whose product is annotated as amino acid starvation-responsive transcription factor GCN4. Gene Ontology annotation, cellular component: transcription regulator complex. The transcript has 3 exons. The record is from RefSeq and is a predicted model, not a curated record. Gene Ontology annotation, molecular function: DNA-binding transcription factor activity, RNA polymerase II-specific; RNA polymerase II cis-regulatory region sequence-specific DNA binding. NCBI's taxonomy places the organism in Eukaryota, Fungi, Ascomycota, Eurotiomycetes, Eurotiales, Aspergillaceae. The coding region runs from base 1 to 720 and encodes 239 amino acids. Gene Ontology annotation, biological process: positive regulation of cellular response to amino acid starvation.